Drosophila busckii is the source of this 1356-nucleotide messenger RNA. RefSeq lists its product as uncharacterized. The transcript has 5 exons. Lineage: Eukaryota; Metazoa; Arthropoda; Insecta; Diptera; Drosophilidae. The coding region runs from base 375 to 1277 and encodes 300 amino acids. The record is from RefSeq and is a predicted model, not a curated record.
AAUAUUCUACUUCCACACAGAGAUUUUCGCCGAAGUCGCGGCAAUUUCGAAUCGUUUCUCAGUGGGCACGGUACGCAGGCACGGAUUCGGUUGAAAUUCACUUAGAGCGAAGAAAAGCACAGACUAUGUACAUAAUUACAUGUUCAACUUAUGAAAAAGUGUUGAAAAAUUGAUGCAAUCGUAGCAGACAGCACAUAGACAAGCGAUAAAUAAACAAUUUAGCCCCAAUUUGUAUAAACAAAACGCAGCGGAGGAAAAAUAUUUGCGGCACGCUUUAGAUUUGAAAUUUUUAUUCAUUUUGAAUUGUUGUGUGCGCAUCUGUGUCGAAAUUUCAAGAAUUUCUGUGUCAUUUCUACUAAAAUAGCAGCCCAAAGAUGUCAGAGCCCACAGCUCAACAACAACAACAACAGCAGCCACAGUCGCAAAAUGGCAAAGAGCGUUCCAAGUCAACUGAGGAGAAGGAAAUACCACGCGAGCCCGCGUUGGUGUGCAAGGACAUAGAUAUUAAGACUGAACUGGAGUGUCUGGUUAAGCUGCUCGAUGGCAAAAUCUACAAAGAGGAGGAGCAGGCUAUGGAGGAGCUGCAUCAGUAUCUAAUCGAGGACGAUGGCUCUUGGGCGCUGGGUGAUAAUUUUCUGGUGUUUGUGCAGCGCGUGCUGCGCGAUUUGCAGGCCUUUUCACCCGAUACACGGAUACAUAUGAUACGCACUCUGGCCUAUGCAGCACUCAAGGAUGAUGUGAUUAUCAUACUGCAUCAGGAUCGCAGAGAUCACACGCUCAUGAACUUUGCACAGGACAUAGACAAGCAUACACCUGAGGAGCAGCAGGCCUGGGCCAUGUUUAUGUGCAAUCUGUUUGAGAACGUGGGUCCUUCCGAGUGGCUGCUGUAUAUCUCAGAGUGGGACUACAAUGGCCAGACCAUUUCCAACAUACGCGUCACCACCAAGGUGGCGGUCCACUGCAUAUUGUCGAAUUGCCCACAGCUGAAGAACAUUGGCUCCAUGAUCCUGUAUAAUAUUGCCAUCAAAGAGGUCAAGACUGUGGUCUUUGACGACGUUGCCGUGGAGCUGGCCAUGGCCAUACUACAGUUCUUCCAGAGCAGCCCCAACGAGGAGCAAAUCUUUCGCACACUCAAAGCGCUGGCACGCUUUCUCGAGGUAUCGCCGGACGUGCAGAUGAUUAUUCAAAUGAUUGGACCGCAUCCAAAACAAUUUGCUGGCAAGAGCGAGCGCGUUGACGAGCUGAUAAAGAUAAUCAGUCGCAAGGUGCCCGCCUAAGAAGAACAACAAGCUCAUUCAUUUUUCAUAUAUAUAUUUCUAAAGCAUUUUCGCAAUAAACAUUAUUUCUAUAAACUAA